Symbiodinium necroappetens is the source of this 441-nucleotide messenger RNA. The record is from the annotation of a GenBank genome assembly. Lineage: Eukaryota; Dinophyceae; Suessiales; Symbiodiniaceae.
AUGUGGUUUUGUGGCACAGCACAGGAGGUUUGCGAUCGAGUGGGUUGCUCUCGACCACAACCGGUUUCUGACUACGACAGCCUCGAAGUAUGUGACCCCCAGUCGGACCAGCACGUGAACCGGGAAAGUGAUCUCGAAGCUAGUUGCUUCUGGCCUGUUCUGGUCUCGGAGCGCGGCAUUCUCGAUCUGAAUCCGGCUAUUCCGAAGGACAAUGUGGAACUCUGGCAGUCCUUGCAGGGGAUGUGGUACAAGCAGAAGGACAACAUCUGUGUUGGUGAGAUCUGCGGGGCUAGUAUGCUGUGGCACGCCCAGUGGAAGCUUCCGGAGAAGUGCACCUGCCUGCAUCUGGGCCCACAAGCAGCUUCCUUCAGCUUUUGCCCACAUCGCGCGUUCGCCCGUUUGUUCUGUAGUGGGGUUGGGGCGCCCCUUCUUGCAGCUGCA